UCUUGGACUCUGGCUGAGUAAUAAAUUCCCCCGCACCAGAGUGUGGUCUUUCUUGAAACGUUCCUAGCUGGGAGGGUCUUCGUCGCUCUGCGUCCCGUGUUGCUCCUGCAGUUGGCGGUUUGCGCGCGGCCCGGAGCGAGGCCAGGCGGCCCCCGCUGGAGGCUCGCGUCGCCAUGGCCGCGGUUCCCGAGUUGCUGCAGCAGCAGGAGGAGGACCGCAGCAAGCUGAGAUCUGUAUCUGUGGACCUGAAUAUUGAUCCCUCGCUUCAGAUUGACAUACCUGAUGCACUCAGUGAGAGAGAUAAGGUCAAAUUUACAGUGCACACCAAGACCACGCUGCCCACGUUUCAGAGCCCAGAGUUUUCUGUUACAAGGCAACAUGAAGACUUUGUGUGGCUACAUGACACUCUUAUUGAAACUACAGACUAUGCUGGGCUUAUUAUUCCACCUGCUCCUACAAAGCCUGACUUUGAUGGCCCUCGAGAGAAGAUGCAGAAACUGGGAGAGGGUGAAGGGUCUAUGACCAAAGAAGAAUUUGCCAAGAUGAAGCAAGAGUUGGAAGCUGAAUAUCUUGCUGUCUUUAAGAAGACUGUGUCCUCCCAUGAAGUCUUUCUUCAGCGGCUCUCUUCUCACCCUGUUCUCAGUAAAGAUCGCAACUUUCAUGUUUUCCUGGAAUAUGAUCAGGAUCUAAGUGUUAGGCGGAAAAAUACCAAAGAGAUGUUUGGUGGCUUUUUCAAAAGUGUGGUGAAAAGUGCUGAUGAAGUCCUUUUUUCUGGAGUUAAGGAGGUAGAUGACUUCUUUGAGCAAGAGAAAAAUUUCCUCAUUAACUAUUAUAAUAGGAUCAAGGAUUCGUGUGCAAAAGCUGACAAAAUGACCAGAUCUCAUAAAAAUGUUGCAGAUGACUAUAUCCACACUGCAGCCUGUCUGCAUAGCCUGGCUUUAGAAGAGCCCACGGUCAUCAAAAAGUACCUAUUGAAGGUUGCCGAGCUUUUUGAAAAACUUAGGAAAGUAGAGAGUCGGGUCUCCUCAGAUGAAGAUUUAAAGCUGACGGAGCUCCUCCGAUACUACAUGCUGAACAUAGAGGCUGCAAAGGAUCUUUUAUACAGACGCACUAAAGCCCUCAUUGACUAUGAGAACUCAAACAAAGCCUUGGAUAAGGCCCGGUUAAAAAGCAGAGACGUCAAGCUGGCUGAAGCGCACCAGCAGGAAUGCUGCCAGAAAUUUGAACAGCUUUCUGAAUCUGCAAAAGAAGAACUAAUCAAUUUCAAACGAAAGAGAGUGGCAGCAUUUAGAAAGAAUCUAAUUGAAAUGUCUGAACUGGAAAUAAAGCAUGCCAGGAACAAUGUCUCCCUCUUGCAGAGCUGUAUUGACCUGUUCAAGAACAACUGAUCUGCCUCUUCUGAGUGAAGGAUGUGAAUGUGAAGAAAGCCAGCAUCACUUGCACUUAAAUCAUUGCCACAGAAGAUUUAUUACCUUUGACUUCAGUUUAAAAUUAUGUGAAUAAAUAUUUUGAUUUCUAAAAAUCUUUUUAACACUUAA
This is a messenger RNA of Ceratotherium simum simum (southern white rhinoceros), 1538 nucleotides long. It is a transcript of the gene SNX5, whose product is annotated as sorting nexin 5. Gene Ontology annotation, molecular function: dynactin binding; phosphatidylinositol binding. Gene Ontology annotation, cellular component: endosome. NCBI's taxonomy places the organism in Eukaryota, Metazoa, Chordata, Mammalia, Perissodactyla, Rhinocerotidae. Gene Ontology annotation, biological process: retrograde transport, endosome to Golgi; intracellular protein transport; pinocytosis. The record is from RefSeq and is a predicted model, not a curated record.